Molecule: messenger RNA, 3762 nt
Organism: Epinephelus fuscoguttatus (brown-marbled grouper)
Lineage: Eukaryota; Metazoa; Chordata; Actinopteri; Perciformes; Serranidae
Gene: spg7
Product: SPG7 matrix AAA peptidase subunit, paraplegin
Exons: 17
Coding region: 380-2803 (807 amino acids)
Biological process (GO): mitochondrial protein processing; protein-containing complex assembly
Cellular component (GO): m-AAA complex; membrane
Molecular function (GO): zinc ion binding; ATP hydrolysis activity; metalloendopeptidase activity
Source: RefSeq, a predicted model, not a curated record
GUUCAGACUUCGACGCAAAGAUGUUUCCAACGGAUAUGAGAUAUGUAAAACUCUACUAUUCGAUCUUCAGCGUGGAUUAAACGCAGUCUUUACAAAAAUGAUAAGUAAAUAAUACAGCUAUAAUCAAAUUUAGAUUAUGUACGUGUUGUUUUUGCCUUCUUUUGCGUGCGCAGGAAGUCCGGUGGCGGACAGUUACAGGGAUGAUUUCGAGCUGACAUCUUUGUUUUGCUGCCAGUUGAAUAACACAGCUAGCUAGCUCUUAGCAGAUUUGGGGGGUAAACAAACGAGUGAAGACACUCAUUUUAGCUCAACAGAAAGCUGAUAGCUAUGGCGUUACAACUGUUUCUUUAAUAUACAGCCUUCAGUGACAACAGACAGUAUGUCGGCGCUGUUACUGCAGCAGCACCGGACUGGUCUUUGCAGGAAAUACAGUGCAGGUUUAUUGUGGACACUGUCAAGGCACAACUCUCAUUUAUUACACAAGAAGACUCCAUCCAGCCAGAGUGUUAAAGAUGUGCUGUUCAGGUGUGCUAAUGUCAGAAAGAUGCUUCUGUCAACAUCACAGAGGACACUUACGAGUCAGCCACAGAAACUCAUUCAGAGUCUCCUCCACAAACCUUUGGGUCCUGGCAUGGUGGGAAUUAGCAAAGAGUUAAUCAGAAACAACCUGCUGAGGAACCCUGUUGGUUUGAUAAAUCUGUUAGGGUCAAUGAACUUCUUCAGUACAUCUCAGUCUAAACAAGAGAAAAACAAAAGCAAUGGACCAAAGGGAAAAACUCCAGAGGAAGAUGAAGAGGAGAAGAAACGUCGUGAGCAGGAGGACCAGAUGUACCGGGAGCGCCUGAGGACCCUCUUCAUCAUAGCGCUCAUCAUGAGCCUGCUGAACUCCAUUAACACCAGUGGUGGCAACAUCUCUUGGAACGACUUUGUCAAUGAGAUGUUGGCCAAGGGAGAGGUGUCCCGUGUGCAGGUCGUUCCUGAGAGCGACAUCGUGGAAAUCUACCUUCAUCCUGGAGCAGUUAUCUUUGGGAGGCCUAGGCUGGCGCUCAUGUACAGAAUGCAGGUUGCCAACAUUGACAAAUUUGAGGAGAAGCUUAGAGCUGCUGAAGAAGAGCUGAAUAUUGACUCCAAGGACAGGAUACAGGUGUCGUACAAGCGCACCGGAUUCUUUGGAAAUGCUGUCUAUGCUCUGGGGAUGGCUGCAAUUGGCGUGGCUAUUCUCUGGUAUAUUUUCCGACUGGCAGGCAUGGGUGGCAGAGAAGGCGGCUUCAGUGCUUUUAACCAGCUGAAGAUGGCCAAGUUCACCAUCGUGGACGGCAAGUCGGGUAAAGGUGUGAGUUUCAAAGACGUGGCAGGCAUGCACGAGGCUAAGAUGGAAGUGAAGGAGUUUGUUGACUACCUCAAGAGUCCAGAAAGAUACCUCCAGCUGGGAGCCAAGGUUCCCAAAGGUGCAUUGCUGCUUGGGCCUCCGGGCUGUGGGAAGACCCUUCUGGCUAAGGCUGUGGCCACUGAGGCCCAGGUGCCGUUUCUGGCCAUGGCUGGCUCUGAGUUUGUGGAGGUCAUUGGCGGCCUGGGUGCUGCCAGGGUAAGGAGUCUCUUCAAGGAGGCUCGAGGCCGAGCGCCCUGCAUUGUCUACAUCGAUGAGAUCGACGCUGUUGGAAAGAAGCGCUCCACCAACAUGUCGGGUUUCUCCAACACUGAAGAGGAGCAGACCCUCAACCAGCUGCUGGUAGAGAUGGACGGAAUGGGAACAACAGACCACGUCAUUGUCCUUGCCUCCACGAACAGAGCAGACAUCUUGGAUAAUGCUCUCAUGAGACCAGGACGACUGGACAGACACAUUUUUAUAGAUCUGCCUACGCUGCAGGAGAGGAUGGAGAUCUUCGAGCAACACCUGAAGAUCUUGAAGCUGACCCAACCACCUGAUUUCUACUCCCUGCGUCUGGCUGAGCUCACCCCGGGCUUCAGUGGUGCAGACAUCGCUAACAUCUGUAACGAAGCCGCCCUGCAUGCUGCCAGAGAGGGGCACAAGUCCAUCGAUACCUUUAACUUUGAGUACGCAGUGGAGAGAGUAAUAGCAGGGAGCGUAAAGAAAAGUAAGAUCCUGUCUAAAGAGGAGCAGAGGGUGGUCGCCUUCCAUGAGUCUGGACACGCGUUGGUGGGAUGGCUUCUGGAACACACAGAGGCAGUCAUGAAGGUAUCCAUUGCCCCGCGGACUAAUGCAGCUCUGGGGUUCGCUCAGAUCUUACCUCGUGACCAGUAUCUGUUCACCAAGGAGCAGCUGUUUGAGCGGAUGUGUAUGGCUCUGGGAGGAAGAGCUGCUGAGGCGAUCACCUUUAACAAAGUCACAACGGGAGCUCAGGAUGACUUGCGUAAGGUGACACGUGUGGCCUACUCCAUGGUGAAGCAGUACGGCAUGUGUGACAGCGUCGGCCAGGUCUCGUUCCCAGACACAGAGCAGCAAGGUGCCAUUGGACGCCGUCCUUUCAGCCAGGGCCUGCAGCAGCAGAUGGACCACGAGGCUAAGAUGCUGAUAGCCCGUGCGUACAGGCAGACAGAGAAGCUCCUCCUGGACAACAGAGACAAGCUGACACUGCUGGCCAAUGCCCUGCUAGAACGAGAGGUGGUGAACUACGAUGACAUUGAAGCCUUGCUGGGUCCACCGCCCCACGGGCCCAAGAAGAUGAUCGUCCCACAGAGCUGGCUGGAGGCCGAGAGGGACAAACAAGACACGGGAGAAGACGAAACUCCGCCUCCUCCCCGUAAACACAGAGAGGAGGAUGUGAAUCCGCAGCUGGUCUGAUCUUUAAACGAAUGUCUCAUAAUUCUUCCCCAGCUGCUGCAUUUUGUGGAGGUCAUCAGUUUUUAUAAAACCUGGCAUUGAUUCCUCACUUUGAAGCUUUAUAUAAAAGCGAAAUAAUCGGUUUCCGUGCUGACGUUUUGUGCAAAUGAACACUUGUUUUCCAGUUAGCUGACCCAUUAAGAUAAUGUGAAACAGGCCUGAACAAGCCAGUGCCACUUUGAAAAUGAUUAUUUCGGGAGGAAUUCCAUUAUUUUUCUCAUGUUUGCUGCACGGCCGUAUUCUCAUGCCACGGAAGCACUAAAACAAGUCAAUUUAAACAGGAUGUCUCUAAUCAGCCUGCAGUGCUGAUCGUCCAGAAAAGCCCUCUAAUCAACAUCCACUGUAUGUGCACUCAGCAAUGAUAUGCUCUGUCUUAGGUUUCCUAAACACUGUGCUGAAUUGACGUGGGAUCAUUUUAAUGCAAACGCACUGUGGCAUAUAUUGUGGUUUGGAUGUAUUACUCUGAGAAAUUGGCAAAUGACACAGCAGAGAACUGUUAGCCAUAUGUAGCUCAAGUCAUCUGAUACUGACAAAGGUUGAAUUUAGGGGUGAUUUUCUUAUACUUUGUCAGAGAUGACAUGCACCAAAUAUUCACUUUCAUUCAGGGGACUCACAUCUACACAGUUAUAUUAGGGUCAGUAAAGAAUUAUAACACAGUGUAGGAGAUCUCUGUGGACAUUUAUACUGCAGUUUGUGCUCCAGUAUUUUAACACAGCUGACACGAUAAUGAAUAAACUACAUUUUGAAACAAGGCUAAAAUAUCAAAUCGUCUGUCAUGUUGAUGUACACUGUACACUUCUGACCACAAGACACUGAGACUGCAUAUUAAAAUCAGAUAGGUUGAAUAAGUGUGUUCUUUGCAUCAGGGACUGUGCAUUGGUUUCAUUGCCUCAUAUAUUAUGAAGUUCCAAAAGAUGGUG